Messenger RNA from Planococcus citri (citrus mealybug), 2331 nucleotides. RefSeq names its product inosine-5'-monophosphate dehydrogenase 1-like. Bases 308 to 1873 code for a protein of 521 amino acids. The record is from RefSeq and is a predicted model, not a curated record. The transcript has 11 exons. Gene Ontology annotation, molecular function: IMP dehydrogenase activity. Gene Ontology annotation, cellular component: cytoplasm. Gene Ontology annotation, biological process: GTP biosynthetic process. Lineage: Eukaryota; Metazoa; Arthropoda; Insecta; Hemiptera; Pseudococcidae.
UUAUCGCCGGCUAAAAUGUGAUCGUAUGUGCGCAGCUCAAGUUAUUUGAAUUGAAAUUUUUUUCACUGGGAUAGAAUCGUAUAUUAAUUAUAUAAUAAUUAAGCACAAUAAAUAAUUGUGUUUAUCUCGUGAGGGUGCGGUUGUGUAAUUAAGUAAAAUCAACUGGAAUAUCGUAUUUCACGUGGUUCAGGUUAUGUAAGAAACUCACGUGUUUUUAAAUUUCGUAUAAAACACCUUGCAUUGUGCGGUUAUCUGUCAUAGAACACUCAACUUUUUUUCGAAGCAAACGUGUAUUUUUCAAUUUAAAAUGAGUAACGCGGAAGAUUUAAUUUCUGGAGGAAAAGGUUAUAUUCCUCAAGAUGGAUUGACUGCUCCCGAAUUAUUUUCCAACGGGGACGGCCUCACUUACGGAGAUUUCAUUAUCUUACCCGGAUAUAUUGAUUUCACUGCCGAUGAAGUUAACUUGAAUUCAGCUCUCACCAAAAAAAUAACUCUAAAAGCUCCGCUGGUUUCUUCACCCAUGGAUACUGUCACUGAAUCAGAAAUGGCUAUUGCUAUGGCUCUAUGUGGAGGCAUCGGUAUAAUCCAUCAUAAUUGUACUAUUCAAGAACAAGCUGCCGAAGUAAUGAAAGUUAAAAGAUUCAAGCAUGGUUUUAUAUGGGAUCCUGUUGUUCUUUCUCCAGAUCAUACGGUCGAAGACGUCGAAAGGGUUAAAAAGGAGCACGGUAUAUGUGGUAUACCAAUUACGGAUAACGGACAACGUGGUGGAAAAUUAGUAGGAAUCGUCACCUCUCGAGACAUCGACUUUCUGAAAGAAGACGCACAAUUGAAGAAUAAAAAAUUAUCCGAUGUUAUGACGCCGUUUGACAAAUUAGAAACAGCCAUGUCGGGAAUUACUUUAGAGAAGGCGACUGAAAUGCUGGAAAAAUCUAAACGAGGCAAACUUCCUAUUGUUAAAGAAGGUGGCGAAUUGGUUGCUUUAAUAGCUCGAACCGAUUUGAAGAAAAGUCGUAGUUUUCCGAACGCUUCGAAGGAUGAGAAUAAGCAGCUUUAUGUUGGUGCUGCUAUAGGUACUAGACCCGAUGAUCGUAAUAGGUUAGAAGCUUUAGUUAAUGCUGGCGUUGAUGUGAUAGUUAUUGACUCUUCUCAAGGAAAUUCGAUAUUUCAAGUGCAAUUAAUCAAAGAAAUAAAGUCUAAACAUCCCGAUUUACAAGUUAUCGGAGGAAAUGUUGUUACCGCUGCUCAAGCGAAAAAUCUUAUCGAUGCUGGCGUCGAUGGUUUAAGAGUUGGAAUGGGCUGCGGAUCGAUUUGUACUACUCAAGAAGUUAUGGCGGUAGGACGCCCUCAAGCAACGGCUGUAUUUAAAGUAUCCGAAUAUGCUAGACGAUUUGGAGUUCCUGUUAUCGCUGACGGAGGUGUCCAAACUAUCGGCCACAUUGUAAAAGCAUUAUCAUUAGGAGCAUCUACUGUUAUGAUGGGAUCGUUAUUAGCUGGUACGACGGAAUCUCCUGGUGAAUAUUAUUUUUCUAAUGACGGUGUGAGAGUCAAGCAGUAUCGUGGUAUGGGUAGUUUGGAAGCCAUGAACCGACGCGAUGCUGGUUCCGCCAGUGACCGAUAUUUCCAUAGUGCUGUAGACUUCCUUAAGGUACCCCAAGGAGUUAGUGGUUCGAUAAUUGAUCGUGGUUCUGUGAUGAGAUUUUUACCAUACGUGCAAUGCGGUUUGAAACACAGUUGUCAAGAUAUUGGAGCUAGAAGCCUUUCGGAAUUGAGAAAAAUGAUGUAUUCUGGUGAAUUGAAAUUCGAAAGACGAACCUUAUCAGCUCAACUUGAAGGAAAAGUUCAUAGCCUCCGGGAGGUUGACUCGUGUAAAUAAGAUCAUCAUUAGUAUGGAAUUACCCCUUUAUCUGAACGAUUAUCAUUGCCAGUAUUGUUUAUUGAACUGUAUGACGUUUGGAAUAAUGGUUGCAAUAGCAAAUUUUUCAACACUUUCGUGUGUUACCUAAUACCACCUACAGAUAAUUCUAUUUUGUAAAUAUUUAUCUGUUUUUGUUUGCCUUUUUUUUUUUUUUUUAAUCAUUGACCUGUUAUUUUACCUUGGUCCACGCAUUUCGAUGGAAAAUAUAUCACCGUGUGUAUGAGUUUUACGCAAGUCAAUUGUAUGUAUCGAAUGUUAGAAUAUAGGUACUAUGUUAGUACAAUGCGUUGUAUACGAACCGUGUUUUAUAUUUUCCCCUCCUUUUUUACGUGUUGUACCUAAGUUUUACAUUUUUCAGUUCUUCCGUAUAUUUAUUUUUGAACAAAAUGUUGAAUAAAUGAUUUUGUUUCAUUAAA